Molecule: messenger RNA, 2144 nt
Organism: Durusdinium trenchii
Lineage: Eukaryota; Dinophyceae; Suessiales; Symbiodiniaceae
Source: the annotation of a GenBank genome assembly
CAGUGCUUUCUCUACCAUGAGCAAAGUCGCACCAUGGGCCUCAUGGGCAGAGUUUCAUGCCGUCUAUCUGCAGCUGACCUCAUCGUCCCCCUCUGAGCGGGCACAAGGAGUGAAGCGCGUGGAGACCUGGAGAACACGAUGCCGUUUGCCUGUGGCAGUGGACAUUACAGCAAGCUUCGUGGAGAUCAUGCUGAACGACGCAUACCUCAACCCAGAUACAGAGGCUCCGCGAGCAGACAACGAGUUGAGGCUGAUGUACGCAAUGGCUGUUAUCCGGCUCGUGAACGGAAUCGUGGACAGAACGCGCCAACGGAAGUCCAGCAUUCUAGAGCGUGCACAAGGACUUGAAUGGCCACAGUUCUUCGUUGACCUACGACAUGAAGCUUCUCACCAGAAUUUGCCUUCCCUGCCGAUUCUGCGGUUGGCAGCCCAGGAAGCAGUGUGGUUGCUUGUGGAACGCUUUUGGCGUCCGCAGCUACAGCAAAUAGAAGAAAGAGGUGCGGCAAAGACACAACGGAUGGAACGAGUGAGAGGUUCAAGGACUUUGGAUCGAAGACUCAAGGCAUUGAUCUCUUCGAUCACUGCAGCCGGAAGCACACUUACUCAUCGAGCACCGAAGAAAAGGAAACGUGCAAAGUUGACUGAAACUCUGCGAGAAGAGGAGCCAGAGGACCACGCUGAGAUGAAGGCAGAACAUGCCUCCGCGCUUGUGCAUGAGACAGCAAAGGAGCUGUCAUCCCUGGCUCCUGACGAAGGGCGCCUGUUGGCACGACUCUUUGACACAGUCAUGAAGAAGGACCCACAUCCUGACCAACGAGAAGCGAAAGCUUUGCAACUUCUUUGUGAGACAUGUUCUGAGAACUUUGCUCUUCGCUUCAUGCGGGAAGUUCUCUUCAGAGCAGUUGGGCUCCAAACACCGAACCGGGACGUUGCACCUGACAAUUGCCCUAGCUUGAGGAACAUUUGUGAUCGAUUUGACUCUGAGCCGGGUUUGGACAUGGAGGAGGCUUCUCCUGAAGAAUCUGAGAAGAUGAUGCUUUGGCUGUGGUCUUUGCUCUCAUUGCCACAGCCAGAAGAUGCACAAAGAAGCAGGCUGCAGCAGGCGUUGCGCAGCCUCCUACCUGCUUUGCGGCAUCGGAUGCUCAAGCAGAUGGCCGGAAACUCUGAGAUGGCAUCCCGUGCCUCCACGCUCUGGCGGGCGCUCCAAAGUGAGAGCAUUGAUGAUGGAGCAGGGCUGUUUGCCUCUCUGUGUGAGGUGCUGGAUAGUGCUGAUAGUCAGCAGGAGGGAAAGGAGCACCCUCGUGAAGGACUUUUGAAGAUGGAAGACGCGCUGAGAAGGAUUCAGAACAAAGAAUCUGAGCCUGGGCAGCAUCCAGCAGACUCAUGGACGGCAGUCGGUACACUCCUGGAUCUAGACACAUUGAAUGUUGUUUGUCGCCAGGAGCACAGUGACGAAGUUCGUCUUCCGCCUAUGGCCAUGCAGACCUGGCUUGAUUGGGCAGCGACCGAUUGUUGGUUGCCAAGCGGGGACAUUUCGAGAUCAUUCCAAAUAUUCCAAAGUUGCUGGCUUGCUGCUUUUGAAGCCACACUCCUUCAGAGUCAGAUCAGCCGUGCUAUCCUGAUCUCCUUGACUUCUCGUCUCAAGCACCUCCUGCUGAUGGAAAUGGUGGCACACUUUUCUCGGAAACUCUAGAUUCGAUCGUUGAAGCCGGCACCGGUGAGGUGAAGGCAGAUACUGUCGAGCCCAAGAAAACUGAGACCUGCGAUUCUGCACCGAUCUUUGAGAGCGAAGGGUCAUCCAAAGAGGUCAGAGAUGCCAUCACCAAAGAGCGUUUCCAGCUAUUGGCCCAAGAGUUGAUGGAGCAAGUCACAGCAAGUGCUGACAGCAAGUGCUGACAGCAAGUGCCGACAGCAAGUGUUGACAGCAAGUGCCGACAGCAAGUGCCGACAGCAAAGCCUGGGCUUUCUGAGGCUCCGCCCAAUUCUAACACGGGCCCAGUUGCUUGACCAGUGCUUCGGUUCAACAUUCAAAAACCAAGAAUUUGCUGCACAAGUGCGGAUGUAUGCAGGGUGGGCGGAUCUGCACAACAUCUAUACUAAUAAUUGCCGUUUGGCUUACUUGCAAACUUGAUAUCAAGAGCUGC